AGUAUUAGAACAACUGACUGGACUAAAGGAGUUUUGGAUGGAUGGCAAUAGACUUGCAAUUCUCCCGGGGUUUAUUGGCAAAUUAAAGCAGUUGACUUACUUGGAUGUUUCCAAAAACAAUGUGGAAAUGAUUGAUGAUGCCAUAUCAGGUUGUGAGAACCUCCAGGACCUGCUGCUGUCUAGCAAUGUGCUCCAACAGCUCCCUGAAACAAUCGGAUCUCUUAAGAAGCUAACUGCUCUCAAAGUGGAUGAAAACCAACUGCUAAGCUUGCCAGAUUCAGUAGGAGGGCUUGCAUGUUUGGAAGAAUUUGAUUGCAGUUUUAAUGAAAUUGAAGCUCUGCCUCCUACAGUUGGGCAAUUAGAAAAUCAAAGAACAUUUGCGGCAGAUCAUAACUUCAUAUCAGAGCUUCCAUCAGAGAUUGGUAACUGGAAGAAUGUGACUGUGCUGUUCCUUCAUUCCAACAAAUUGGAAUACUUGCCUGAAGAAAUGGGAGAGAUGCAGAAAUUGAAAGUCAUUAAUCUCAGUGACAACCGAUUAAAGAAUCUGCCAUUUAGUUUCACGAAGCUGCAAGAGCUAACAGCAAUGUGGCUGUCUGAAAACCAGUCCAAACCACUUAUUCCUCUUCAGAAAGAGGUGGAUCCAGAUACACAGAAACAAGUGCUCACGAACUACAUGUUCCCUCAGCAGCCUAGGACGGAAGAUGUGUUGUUUAUUUCGGAUAAUGAAAGUUUCAACCCUUCACUAUGGGAGGAGCAGAGGAAGCAACGCGCACAAGUGGCCUUUGAGUGUGACGAGGACAAGGAUGAAAGAGAGGCACCACCUCGGGAGGGUAACUUGAAAAGAUAUCCAACACCAUAUCCUGAUGAACUAAAAAACAUGGUUAAAACUGCACAGAGUGUGGUACAUAGAUUAAAGGAUGAUGGAACAUCAGAUGAUUCUGGAACUGAAAUGAAGCAGAAUGAUGACCGAUCAGUUACAACGAAAAACUCUGGUGUAGAGGUAACAGAAUGCACCAUAGAAUCUAACAAAUCAACAGAAAAUACUGAAUCCAAUAUGGUAGAAAACUGCACAAAUCAAAACAUCAAGCAAGACCUGAAUGACAAUGUGGAAAAUAUUCAAACAAAUGCAGUUGAUGAUGAUGCAGAGGAUAUAAGUACAGCUGCCAAUGAUGAAGAUGCACUUGAGGAUACUGAAAACACUUCUUCUGAUGAAGAGAUGAAGAUGGCAGAAUUGAGGCCCCCCUUGAUUGAUACACCAAUCACUCAACCAAAAAUUGUUGCACUGUGUAAAGAGAAAAGAGAUGAUGCUGAUUCUUUAUUUGAGGAGUUAAUUCCAAACAGUAAUCAGAACAACAGUAAUUGUUCGUCGCCAUCCAGGAUAUCGGAUACAGUUUCCUUCAAUACAGAAAGUAGCCAGGAAACCUUGCAUUCGACCCCUGACAAAACUGCCAUCCCACUUCUUAAAAGAAAAAAUCGAGGUGGAUUACAUGAAACAUCUCCACUAUUACAAAAUGGAACAAAAUCCAGUACACAAUUUCAAAAUAUUGUGAAAACCCACGAGACCAUUGAUUCUCCGGCGGAGAACAAAGAAGUCAUUAAAUUGUCGGAAUUUGAAUUCAAUGUUGAGGAAAAACUAGCUCUCCUCCAGAGAGAAAUGGAUUUGAAUAGUAACACACAGCAAUACCAGAAAUUACUCAAAAUUGGUGUGAAUAAGAAUGAAAUAACUGCAGAUGAUGUGGUUCAGAGAUUAGACGAAGUGACUAAAUGUAAAAGCACUGUUGAUGGAUGUAUGAGCACCUGUGAACAGUCGUCAGGAAAUACUAUGAAAGGUAACACAAAAGAAAUAGCAGAGCAUUUAAAGAAUGAAAAUGAAGUACUUAACGUUUUGCCUCAAAAUCAAAUAAAUGGAUGCCCAGAGGAAAUUAGACAACCUGAAUUCCACACUGAAGCAGAGCAAAAAAAUUCACCUCUGUUUUCAGAUGCUGCUAUCUCAGGGAGUGCUGAAGAGCUAUCUCCACAGAGGGAGUAUCCUCAAGGACCAGUCGUCAAAUCUCACAGUAUAACACACAUCGACACAGGGGGUUUAAAACUUUAUGAUAUCAAUGACAAUGGACCACAUGAGCAAGGUUUAAUGGUAAGGACACCCCCUGUAGCUGGACAGGGACAAAAUAUAAUCCGCAGUAAAUCGGCCAGUCUUCUAAGUGACCAGUCAUUGCAACCGUUUACUGGAAAUUCUUCUUCUUCAUCAGAUCUUUUAUCUUGCAAAAAAGCAGUGUAUACAUUUGAUCAAAACUUCAAUCCUCAAGGCAUCAGUUUAAAGAGAGGGCCUAUAGCUGUUGCACAGAUGCCUCCAGUACCUCAGUACAAUGUCCAAUAUAGCAGCAGUGGAAUAACCAAAGAGAACAUGUGGCCACAGAGACCAGCAUUUCAAAUGGAGCAAGGUAAUAUAGGAUCUCAUCACCAUCAGCGGUCUGAGGCACUUGACAAUGCCAAUUAUGUAAAGCAUUCUGCAAACAUGAACUUCUCCAAUCGCAAUAAUGCCCAGUCCAACAUGUCCUACAAUAUGCAGCCAAGAAUUGGAGCUCGACAAGUGGAAAUGUGGGGAUGCCCACCAAGCGAGAGAUUGAUUCAGGCCGGUCAGAGGUCCACCUUGCAGAGACAGAGUAGUGUUUCAUCCACUUCCUCUGUCACUCUUCCUGAAACCCAUCACUGCAGGCGGGUCCCAGUACCUGAAGCAGAUUACGUGACUUACAGGGAUUUACAUACGCUUGGAAGAGGCCCUCAGAUAGUUCAGGGCUCACAAAGACCUCUGUCUGCAAGGACUUAUAGCGUUGAUGGUCCAACUGCAUCUCGGCCUCAUAGUGCACGGCCACAUGUAACUGAUGUUCCAGAGAGAACAAUGUCCGUCAGCGAUUUCAAUUACUCACGGACUAGUCCAACUAAAAGACCCAAUGUGAGGGUGAAAUCUGAGCAUUCGCUUCUUGAUGCACAGGGUACCAACAAGGUGCCGCCUGAUUGGAGAGAGCAAGUGUUACGUCACAUUGAAGCAAAAAAGUUAGAAAAGAGCAUGCUGUCUAGAUCGUUUAAUUUCAAUUAUGCUGCUUUUAGCAGCAUGCACUCUGGAAGCUGUAGGGAACUGCACGACAGCCAGGGCAACGUUGCCUUGAGUGUUGCAGACAGAAGGAAUUCUGGAGUGCACAUGUUCCGUUACCCAUCACAAGGUAACAGUAUCGGAGACCCAAGUCAAGAUGAUGUCUUCAGUGUUGGACAACAGAAUUACUCAACUAGCACACAUGUUGUGAAGGAUAUUCCGCCAGACAGUGUGAGAAAAGUGCCUUUGACAAAUGGUCAGACGUAUCAAUCUUCCAGAGUUCCAAUUAACUGCAACCAACCCCACCACACAAUGUCUCAAGCAACCAUUGGGAGACAUCCUUCUAGGGAACAGCUGAUUGAUUAUUUAAUGCUAAAAGUAUCACACCAACCACCACACUGUCCAACACAAAGUGCAUCGGCAAACCAUUUGAUGAGACAAAGCCGUGAUAUUAUACAGCAGGAGAUGCAUGUUAGAAUAGAUAAGAAUCCUGAGCUGGGUUUCAGUAUAUCUGGAGGUAUUGGAGGUCGAGGGAACCCUUUCAGACCUGAUGACAAUGGUAUAUUUGUAACUAGAGUUCAACCAGAAGGGCCAGCUUCAAAACUGUUGCAGCCUGGAGAUAAAAUAGUUCAGGCAAAUGGAUACAAUUUUGUUAAAAUUGAGCACGGACAAGCAGUGUCACUAUUAAAAACCUUCCAGAAUGCAGUGGACUUAAUUAUCCUGAGAGAAGUUGCAUCUUAAUGAUGUGAAUCAUGGACAAAAAAGAAGAAAUCAACCAUUGUGACCAGUUUUGUUUUAAUUAAGUAAUUCCAUAGCAAAAUGCAGCUGAUAUCACUUUUUACUGGGAGUUGGGAGAGGGAUCAAUGGACUAUAAAAUGGUCAAAUAAGUUUAGGCUGUAAAGUAAUUUGUUGGCAGUGUAGAGCUUUGGUAUAAGGGGCACAACCACUCUGUAUAAUGGUAAGGGUGUGGAUCCAGGGACUGAAAUAGAUUGUGGAAGCAAAUAUUGCAGGGUGAAGAAUUAAUAUAGUAAACAUCAAAAUCACUCUUAAUAUGAACAAACCUGUGUGCUUUUCUGUACAGAAUUUAGGUUUAUUUUUGGAUAAUCUUAUACAUUACUAAAUAAAUUGUACAAGGCUUAAGUAGUGAGCCUGAUUUUAGCUUACGAACAGGUGGCAGGGCUAUCUGUUCCAUAGAUGUAUGCCUUUAUUUUUAAUCACCUUUGUAUAAUUGUUAAACGCUGAAACCUAUGGGUUUGAUGUACAGGAGCUGGAAAAUGGAUGUUUGUGCAUUGUUUAGACGAAUGGGUAGGUGAAUGGCUUGAGCAUAUACAAUAAAGUGACCUUGCUAUGAGUAAAUGGUGAAACUGCAUAUGGGGCUAGGUUGCCAAAGUGUACAAUAGUGUGGUUACAUGAUGGAGAAGUUAUUAUUCAAAGUUGGAUUGGGAAAGGAAGAGCAAAUGAAACCUGUCUGUCUGAGAUGGUCUGUUAUAAAAAGUAUGCUCUGAAAUAUGGUCGGAUUCUUAAGGAACAGUUAUUCAAGGUUUCUUAGUGUUUUUACAAAGUGGGGAUUGUGGUUAUGCUGUCUAUUACUGUAUGAGAAUGUUAUUUUAUUACACUGUUAUCAUUUCUAGUACAUUUGGCCAACAUUUUAAAAAACAAAACCUUUCUAUCUUUACUAAAAAUGGGUUUCAUUAACAAUACUGAUGCAUAUCGGUUAAUCUUGUGUAUUACAGUGGAAGUGCCAUAGGAGACCGAGAAUUAAGUUUUUAAUACAGAUUCUACCCAUGCAAAGAAGCAAUACUGUCUGUAUAUUUAGAGAAAAAUCUGAAUUUAGUACUGUGCUUAUCUUUUAAUCUCAAUUCCCUGUAAAAUUUCUAUACCAACUUGAGCAUUAAAUGAGUUGAUUUAUUUUAUCAAAUGUACACUCAAGAUUAUUUGAAUGAAACCCUGUAAAUGCUCCCGUGAUGGUGCUAAAGGCUAUUUUCGUUAUGUUGGAAUUAAAUUGAUCAAUAAAGUUGCUCUAAGGGUAUAGCAGAAAUAUUUGUAUGUGUCAGCAGAAUGAAAACCUCUUGGGUAUCUUCUGUAUUUUGCAUCAGCCCAUGGCUUCAUUUUUCUUGAUCAUUGGUAUUCUGUAGCAGCAUUCCCAUAUGGUAAAUUGUAUAAAAGUUGAUUGUGUGUGUUGAAAGUUUUAAAAAAAAUUUUUUUUUUAUAAAAUUUGACACCAGGUCACAAGCUGUGUUGAUUGCUAACUUGGUAUUUUAAAAGAUUUUUACCCACAGUUUUAGGCAUGGUGUUUAAAAGUGUGGAAACAGCUUUAAAGAAGUAAAAAAAAAUUGUUUGGUCUGAUAGGGGAAUGAUACUGUUCAGCUGCAUGGUAAUACUGUAACAGAAUUUAUACUGAAAGAAUAAAUUAUAUUUCAAUGAAAUAGCCGAUUAGUAAGAAUUGAAGUUUUUAAAAUAUUUUCUUUCAAGUUAGAAUUGUCUUUCAUGAACUCAGUGAACAUAAAAGUACCAUUUGAAAUCUUUGCAUUAUGUGUACACUUUCAAAUUAUUAAUUUGUUGGGUCAAAAGACCUUUAUUAAUGUCACAUUUACUUGAGCAAUUUUCAUAUUCUGGAUUGAUGUAUGUGGAACCUGUAGAAAUGAUCUUGAAGUCAAACUUAAAACAAUGCCAGUAAAUUCAUUGAUUGGACUGGAUCAAAGCAAUGCAUGUGAUACCAACUAUUUGACAAAAGUAAGGCAAAUUCUCACCGUUUUUUUUAACCAAUAUCAUAGAAUCAUAGAAGAGCUUGAUUUCAAAGCAAUUUGUUUCUGUUUCCAUUCUACUUUGUUAAACAUAAAGGUUCAAAAAACAUGUUUUAUUUCUGUUCACUGGUUUACAAAGCAAAGCUUGAUAUUAGGCCAGUCGCGUCUAAAGUAACCACUGGAUCACCGUGGAUGGUCAAUCCAUGAAAGGUAUAAAUUAGCUGCCUAUGUAAACCAGAAAUAAGUUGGAAAGUCUUGAACAUUCCCUAAUAUUUAUUAUAUAACUUAUUUAUUUUAAAUGGUUUCUUAUGGACUGCAGAUUUCAAAAGUUUGUAUGUAGUUGAACAUAUCCUUGAUUAGAACCAAUUUAAAAUGAACCAGCAAUAGCCACUGUACUUAACUCGGUCCCCACAGUAACAUUGAUUAUAUUUUGAACAUUGCCUUUAUAUUUGAGGAAAACAGUAAUAUUUGAAAAAAGCUGCAUUUGUUCAACAUUCCACAUUUUGUACAUAACUAGAUGGUUUCUGACAUAAUCUAUGGUAAUUAGGCUAAUUUAAUGCUGUUUGCAUUCUGAUUUAUUUGUACAGUUUUAGUUUUAAUGAAGGCAGCCUGUUGUAUAUGAAAUCUUAACUGGUCAGUCAAAAUUGCUGUGUCCCACUGACAACUGAAACUGAUUUAUAAAUCCACUUAAUUUACAAAAAUGCAAACUGCUUCUUUAUGUUCCUCUUGUGGUUUAUUAAAAAAAAAUCACUCACUUUAUUUGA
Rhincodon typus (whale shark) is the source of this 6599-nucleotide messenger RNA. It is a transcript of the gene erbin, whose product is annotated as erbb2 interacting protein. Gene Ontology annotation, biological process: neurotransmitter receptor transport postsynaptic membrane to endosome; neurotransmitter receptor transport, endosome to postsynaptic membrane. The transcript is spliced from 19 exons. The record is from RefSeq and is a predicted model, not a curated record. Bases 38 to 3832 code for a protein of 1264 amino acids. Gene Ontology annotation, molecular function: protein binding. Gene Ontology annotation, cellular component: adherens junction; postsynaptic membrane; postsynaptic density. Lineage: Eukaryota; Metazoa; Chordata; Chondrichthyes; Orectolobiformes; Rhincodontidae.